Messenger RNA from Tetrapisispora phaffii CBS 4417, 573 nucleotides. RefSeq names its product Hsp90 cochaperone SBA1 (gene SBA1). Gene Ontology annotation, biological process: chaperone-mediated protein complex assembly; protein folding. The record is from RefSeq and is a predicted model, not a curated record. Lineage: Eukaryota; Fungi; Ascomycota; Saccharomycetes; Saccharomycetales; Saccharomycetaceae. Bases 1 to 573 code for a protein of 190 amino acids. Gene Ontology annotation, molecular function: Hsp90 protein binding; protein-folding chaperone binding. Gene Ontology annotation, cellular component: cytosol; nucleus. The transcript has a single exon.
AUGUCAUUACAUCCUGAAGUUCUAUGGGCUCAAAGAUCGAGCACCGAUGAUGAAGAAAAAAACUACGUUUUGUUAACAAUUUCUAUCCCUGAUUGUCAACCAAACCCAGAGGUUAAGAUUACUGAGAACAGGUUGGAUUUAGUUGCAAAGAGCGGCUCCGUUGAAGGUGGUGAAACUUACGAAUUGCAUUUGGACUUGUUCAAAGAUGUUAUCCCUGAGAAGUCUUUACAUAAAAUCGCAAAUGGUCAACAUUAUUUCAUUAAGUUAAUUAAGAAAGAUUUGGAUAUUGAAUAUUGGCCAAGAUUAACUAAAGAAAAGGUGAAGUAUGCUUUUAUCAAGACUGAUUUCAACAAAUGGGUUGACGAAGAUGAGCAAGAUGAAGUUGCAAACGACUCAGAGAUGGAUCCUUUUGCUAACAUGGGUGCUGGUGGUGCUGGUGGUGCUGGUGGUGCUGGUGGCGCGGCUGGUAUGAUGGGUGCUGGCGGUGAAGGCAUGGGUGGCGCAGGUGGUAUGGACUUGGAAGCUUUACAACAAUUACUAGCCGCACAAGGUGGUAACUUUGGUGCUGAAUAA